UGUUGCUGUUGAUCAUCACUCUGAUGAUGACAACUAUCAACAGCCCCAAGUUGGAGGUGCAGUGGUCCCCGGUUCAUCACAACAAAUUUAUAACCUGGGGAACCGAGAUAUGCCUCUACGAAGUUGGACAGAUCAAGGACAUCGUGCGAUCCUCAUGCAAACGAAUCUCCGAGAGGACAGUGGCCCACCAGUUGGCCACAAACUCGAGCCACCCCUACGUCCGCUGCGUGGACAUUUACCCCCAGCCCAACCCCGACAUUCUCCUCGCCGUGGGCCUAGCCAACGGUAAAGUGGUCCUCACGACCUUCGGUCCCACGGCCUUCGACGCCCUGAGCCUCACCGGCAAAGAGCUUCCUCCAAAACACGCGCGCCAAUGCAACGCCGUCUCCUGGAACCCACUAGACCCAAACCUCCUGAUCUGCGGUCUCGACAAGUACCGAACAGACCACUCGAUCCUCCUCUGGGACAUCGUCCGGAGUCAGAACGUCACGACCUCGGGGCUUGACCGCCAAUCCCUGCACCAUCACACAACGGUAAGUCAAGCGGAUCACAACGCGACAUUGAAACCCCUCGCCGAGGCCGGCGUCUCCGAGACAACUCACUCCCUCAGCUGGUUCCCCAACGAAUCGAGAUGUUGCGUAGCGGGUGUUAACAACAAGCAACUGAAGAUAAUCGACUUCCGGGAUUCAGUCCGCGUCGUAAACUCCACCCCCACGAAAUCCGUGUACAGCGUUGCGGUGAACCCCCACAACUCGUUCCACCUGGUGUCCCACGUGGAGAACCAGAUUACAAUCUGGGACACUAGGUACUUCGAGAAGCCCGUGCUCACCCUUCCCCAGAGCCGACCGGUGAUCAAAGUCCUCUGGUGUCCCACGCGUCACAACCUCUUGGGGACCAUCCAAAAGGACUCGAACGCGCUGUACCUCCACGACAUCCAGCACUGCGGCAACAGCGCUGCAGCCGGAACCGCCGAGAGCGAACCCAACGGGAUCGUCGUGGGAUCCAGCGGGGGUGGGAGUGUCGGGGUGAACAGCGAGGAGACUGAACCCGGGGCGUUGGAGAGAACGGUCAUUCCGCCCUGGACGUCGUACCCCACGAGCUUCUCGUGGCAUCCGCAUCACGUUAACAGGCUUCUGGCCAUAUCUCAUCAAGGGGCUCUGAGCGACUACACGGUCUACGAGAGGAUCACCAUCAAUUGGUCGACCAGGUCACACAUCGCGUGGAACCACGCUUCGAAGGCUAUCAAGUACUUGAGCAGCUCUGACAGCAUUUACAGGGGAUUCGACGACAUCGCGAUUCUCGUUAAGAAACGGGCGUUCACGGAUUACGGACUUCUGCCGGAAUUGUCGCAGAAUGGGGAGCUGGCGGAGAAUGAUCAGCUGAGGAACUUGUGGCAUUGGUUGUAUCUCAGUCGAUCGUUAGUCGAGGACGAGGUGAUUCCCUCUGGGGAUAACAAACAUCCCGGGGUGAGGACCGUUAUGAAGCUUGAUGGCUUGUCCAACAGCUUCAUAAAGUCGGAGUUGAUUAAUCGUCCGUGGACGGACAUCGGGUCGACUAGUCACACAGCUAAGAUCUACAAGUCUCCGGACAGGGACAAAGCCCUGCAGCUCUGUGGCUGGAGGUUUGAUGUGCAAAGCAAGGAAUCGGUGUUUGAGGAGAAGAAUAAUCUGUUCAUAGAGCGGUUGGAGCGGGAGGGGAAUUAUGCCAGAGCCACAGCUAUCUCGGUCUUCAAUUUGUGCUUGAGGCAGGCUAUCGAGAUUCUGAAUAGGGGUGCCAACAAGAUGCCGGCUUCCACGAAUUUGAACAUCGUGGCGAUGGCUUUGUCCGGGUUUUCGGAGGAUCGGAACAGCAUGUGGAGGGAAUUGUGUCUCAAGUCUAGGGCGCAGUUGUCGGAUCCUUAUUUAAGGGCAACUUUUGCUUUUCUUACGGCGGAUAAUGACUCGUAUGAGGCGGUUCUCAAUGAGGGCGGGGUGGCUGUCGAGGAUCGAGUGGCUUUCGCGCUCAUGUUCUUGUCGGACUCGAAGUUGGCGGAGUACCUGAAGAAACUUACGGUCAAGUUGACGGAGGAGGGGGAUCUGGCGGGGUUCUUGCUGACGGGGGCCACUAUGGAUGGGAUUCAGCUGCUGAAUAGGUACCUGCAGAUCACGGGAGACGUCCAGAGCUGCAGCUUGAUAGCGAUCAGAGCGUUAUCCUCGAAACUCCUUCAGGAGAAUCAAGUCCAAGUAUGGAUUGAGAGUUACAAGGGGUUGUUGGACGCCUGGAAGAUGUGGAAUCAGCGGGCGCAGUUUGAUAUUGUUAUGAGAUCGUCAACGAAUGAGAAACCACCGCAGCAGGUUUACAUUUCCUGCAAUUUCUGUGGGAAGAGCAUAUCGGCUUUCAUGCAGGGCCUCAGUCGGGCUAGGGGACCCUUCGGGAGACUGGGGAACACCUCGAAUAAAUUGAAGAUGUCGUCUUGCCCGAGCUGCAGAAAACCACUGCCUCGGUGCGCUAUUUGUCUCAUGCACAUGGGGACGGUCAGUGGGUUUCAGGUGAAUAUCACUGGGGUUGGUGGGAUGGCCAGUAGGAAUGAUGAGGACGGGAAGCUCACGGAGUUUGGGAAUUGGUUCACCUGGUGCCAGAGCUGCAGGCAUGGAGGGCAUACGGAUCAUAUUACUCAUUGGUUUGGGCAGCAUACCGAGUGCCCGGUUACCUCUUGCACCUGCAGGUGUUUCUCGUUGGAUGCGUCUCAUGUCAUUGGGGGGAAUACAUUGUGAGAAGGAAAGGGAGAGGGGGAAUUGUAUGAUAUGUAUAUUGGUAAUAAAGUUUUUCUUGUAUAUUUGAGCUGUUUCUGUUCAAAUAAUAUAGAUACUUAAGAGGAAUCAUCUGUCAUUUAACUAGAAAGUUUAGCCGUCUGUAUGCCUGGCUCUUUGUAAUAACCGUCCAUCAGCACGCAUGAUAAAGUGAAUUACGAGACAUGAACUGUGAAAAAAAUAAAUCCGGAUAAUUGAGGAGAUAAUUCAGGCAUUUUUCAACAAUCAUAUCGAAAUUAUUUUCGUCUUCUCAUCCUGUACUAGAUCAAGAUUAUAAAAACAAUUACUGCUGAUUAUAUAAAACUGCGAUUGAGAAAUUACGCUAAAACCCAAAUACUAGAAGCUUUAGG
Messenger RNA from Diachasma alloeum, 3139 nucleotides. RefSeq names its product GATOR complex protein MIOS-B (gene mio). Lineage: Eukaryota; Metazoa; Arthropoda; Insecta; Hymenoptera; Braconidae. The record is from RefSeq and is a predicted model, not a curated record. Gene Ontology annotation, biological process: positive regulation of TORC1 signaling; cellular response to amino acid starvation. Gene Ontology annotation, molecular function: protein binding. The transcript has 3 exons. Gene Ontology annotation, cellular component: cytoplasm. The coding region runs from base 24 to 2753 and encodes 909 amino acids.